Molecule: messenger RNA, 3535 nt
Organism: Oncorhynchus nerka (sockeye salmon)
Lineage: Eukaryota; Metazoa; Chordata; Actinopteri; Salmoniformes; Salmonidae
Product: zinc finger protein 345-like
Exons: 7
Coding region: 558-2897 (779 amino acids)
Biological process (GO): regulation of transcription by RNA polymerase II
Cellular component (GO): nucleus
Molecular function (GO): RNA polymerase II cis-regulatory region sequence-specific DNA binding; DNA-binding transcription factor activity, RNA polymerase II-specific
Source: RefSeq, a predicted model, not a curated record
GUUAGGCCGGAAGGAGGAAAACACUAAUGUAGCUAGCUGGUAGCUAACCAUGCAUAUAUUAUUUAGUGUACAGGUAAAUAUUGUCAAUAAUUCCUCAGGUUUCUAUCAAACUGUAACGUUAGUAACAAGCUAGUGUCCCGUAGAGCCUUUUGCUGUUUUGCGGUAAUGCGGAUUGACAGAAGAAUCUAACCCGGAAGCUGGGCUGGAAGAAAGAGAGUUAUGUUGAUAGCUAGCUAGCUUAGUUUGGAAGUGUCUGAAAUGUGUCUGAUAUCAUUUGAUGUCGUUUAAAUUAGACUUGGAUUUAGCCCAACUCGGACUAUAUACGUGGAGCUAGCGAUAUUUUCAACGACCAUUUCAUAUAGUUUUGCUAUCUGGUCUAGGAAACUAAAUUAUCUAGCUACCGUUGGCCUAGCUAGUUAGCUAUCUGAGUUGUAUGGAAAGUAAUCCGCUAGAUAAUGUGACCUCGUGGUGAACUUUCGGGGAUUUGAGAAGAAUCUGCUUUAGUUUAAUUCAGUGACCCAACUCUUUCAUAGGAAACUAUUUCUGAAGAAUUCACGAUGGAUGAGGAUUCUGCUGACCCAUCCAACCCCCCUUUCUCCUGCUCCACUGAACCCAACCCUCCGGAGUCACUGGUUCCUGACUCUAACCACAGAGACAUGGACACCUGCAGUGAGAUACCCAGAUUUAACAUUGUAGUCAAGGAGGAGGAGGAAGACUGGGACAUGGAUGAUACUGAAGAGAGACCUGACCACUGCUCUGAGAGUGAAGGGAGUCCCUCUACAACAGGACUACCUGAACAACACCAGGGGAAUCACACAGCUAAGAAGAUUCACUGCUGUUCAGUGUGUGGAAAGAACUGUCACAAGUUAUCAAAACUACAAAUACAUAUGAGAACUCACACAGGAGAAAAACCUUACUCCUGCUCUGUCUGUGGGAAGCAAUUCAGUGAGAAAGGAAACCUGAAAAAACAUCAGACGUUGCACACAGGAGAGAAGCUGUACAGUUGCUCCGUGUGUGGGGAGAGUUUCUCUUCAUCGUCAAUUCUUACCAAUCACCAGAGAACACACACAGGAGAGAAUCAAGUGUCUGUAGAAGAGUGUGGUUUUACACCAGCACUGGUUAUCAAAGUGAAAGAGGAGGACGAGGAUCCUGCUUUUGCAGAGAGACAUGAUCACUGCUCUGACAGCGAAGGGAGUCCCUCUACAACAGGACUACCUGAACAACACCAGGGGAAUCACACAGCUAAGAAGAUUCACUUUUGUUCAGUGUGUGGAAAAAACUGUCAAAAGUUAUCAAAACUACAAAUACAUAUGAGAACUCACACAGGAGAAAAGCCUUACUCCUGCUCUGUCUGCGGGAAGCAAUUCAGUGACAAAGGAAACCUGAAAAAACACCAGACGUUGCACACAGGAGAGAAGCUGUACAGUUGUGCCGUGUGCGGGGAGAGUUUCUCUUCAUCGUCAAUUCUUACCAAUCACCAGAGAACACACACAGGAGAGAGUCAUGGUUUUACACCACCACUCGUUAUCAUAGUGAAAGAGGAGGAAGAGGAUCCUGCUUUUGCAGAGAGACCUGACCACUGCUCUGAGACUGAAGGAAGUCCCUCUACAUCAGGAUUAUCUGAACAACACCAGGGGAAUCACACAGUUAAGAAGAUUCACUGCUGUUUAGUGUGUGGAAAAAACUGUCAGAAGUUAUCAAAACUACAAAUACACAUGAGAACUCACACAGGAGAAAAACCUUACUCCUGCUCUGUCUGUGGGAAGCAAUUCAGUGACAAAGGAAACCUGAAAAAACACCAGACGGUGCACACAGGAGAGAAGCUGUACAGUUGCGCCGUGUGCGGUGAGAGUUUCUCUUCAUCGUCAAAUCUUACCAAACACCAGAGAACACACACAGGAGAGAGUCAUGGUUUUACACCACCACUCGUUAUCAAAGUGAAAGAGGAGGACGAGGAUCCUGCUUUUGCAGAUAAACAGGACCACUGCUCUGACAGUGAAGUGAGUCACUCUACAUCAGGAGAACCUAAAAAAAAACAGGAGAAUCACACAGCAAAGAGCUCUCACUGCUGUUCAGUGUGCGGAAGAGAUUGCCAAAAGCUAUCAUCACUGCUAAUACAUAUGAGAAUACACACAGGAGAAAAGCCAUACCCUUGCUCUGUGUGUGGAAAGCAGUUCCGUGUAAAAAGACAUCUUCAAGACCACCAGAAAGUGCACACUGGAGAGAAACCUUACGUCUGCUCCAAAUGUGACAAGAGGUUUGGUUUCGCCUCAGCCUUGAAAAGGCACCAGUGGUUACACGCAGAAGAGAAACCUUACUCCUGCUCUGUGUGUGGGAAGGGUUUUGGCCGUCCAGAUCAGUUAAAGGACCACUCUCUGCAACAUGCAGGGAAACCCCACUGCUGUUCUGUGUGUGGGAAGGGUUUCAGCCGUCCAGAUCAGCUAAAGGACCACUCUCUGCAACAUGCAGGGAAACCCCACUACUGUUCUGUGUGUGGGAAGUGUUUCAGUGAGAAGAGGUAUCUUGAAGACCACCAGUCAGUGCACACCGGAGAGAAACGACACCCUUGCCCUGUCUGCAAGAAGAGUUUUGUAAGAUUAGCAGGCCUUAAAGUCCACCUCAGAUAUCAUACAGGAGAGAAACCUUACAGCUGCGCUAAAUGCGGCCAGAGCUUCAUUAGUUCUCAAAAACUUCAGAGACAUCAGAAAACUCAUGCUGGUUUACCACCUGUUGAGUUUCAAAACCCUGUUACAAUUGAAGGAGAGCGGGAGGGAGAAGAUGAGGAAGUUGGUGGUCUGAUUAAUUCAGAUGGAGAAGAGGUUGGUUGGGAUCUUCAUCGUCUCGACGAGAGUUCGGAGGGGAGAACCUCUACAUCAGGAGAACCUAAAGAAACCUAGGGGAAUCUCAAAGCACAGAGAUACAGUUUCUCUGUGUGUGGGAAAGACUGGCAACGGUUAUUUGAUCUGAAAAAGACAAAAUGACAGUGCACACAGGAGAGAAAUCGUACAGCUGUCCUGUAUGUGGGAAAAGUUUUAAGCAAGAUCAUCAGACCUUUAAAAUGCACAAUAGAGUUCAUACAGGAGAGAAACCUUACAGCUGUGCUGAAUGUGGCCAGAGCUUUUUGCCAUAGUUUGUACAUCUGCAUUGUUAUAUUGCUUAUAUAGGUCUAUCUCAUUAGUAGCUUAUUAAUAAUUUUAGGUAAUGUAAGAAUGAUGCAUUUAAUUGUUUUUUCUUUACUUUGUGUGUUAUAAUUAUCUCUUGUGAUUUUCUCCAUGAGGGUGGUGAGAUAGAGACCCAACAACACGUUAUAUUAUAGUAUCCCUUCCUCAUAACCAUGUUUGCCAGUGACAGUCUCUUCUCCAUGAGGGUGGUGAGAUAGAGACCCAACAACAUAUUAGUCUCUUCUCAUUCAAAUAUUUUUGUUUGUCAAAAAGUUCAGUAAAUAGACCCAUGUAAUUCCAGCUCGUAUUGCGAGGGUUGUUUUCCCAAUGCUUUUUCAGUGCGUCUGUCUGUCUAUAAAAGUGAAUCCUCGUGA